Messenger RNA from Pneumocystis jirovecii RU7, 1329 nucleotides. RefSeq lists its product as uncharacterized. The transcript is spliced from 11 exons. Gene Ontology annotation, biological process: vesicle-mediated transport; protein targeting to vacuole. Gene Ontology annotation, cellular component: Mon1-Ccz1 complex; fungal-type vacuole membrane. The record is from RefSeq and is a predicted model, not a curated record. NCBI's taxonomy places the organism in Eukaryota, Fungi, Ascomycota, Pneumocystomycetes, Pneumocystales, Pneumocystaceae. Bases 1 to 1329 code for a protein of 442 amino acids.
AUGAGCAAAUUCAAAGAAGAAAAAGCAUUAAAGAACCAAAAAGAAAAAUCUAAAGGAACAUUACCAUUUUUAGAUAAAGCAUUUUUUAAAGAAGAAUCUAAUGUUUUUCAUAAUUCAAGAUCAUGUAAUGAGGAUUCUAAAAAUGAAGAUAAAAUAGAAGCAUGGAAAUCUAGAAAAAAACACUUUUUUAUACUUUCUAGAGCUGGUAAGCCAGUCUAUAGUAGAUAUGGAGAUGAAAUGAUUAUAUCUGAAUACAUGGGAAUUAUACAAAUAAUUAUAAGUUUUUUUCAUAGUAAAGAAGACAAUCUUAGAAGUUUUGCAUCAAAAAAUUUAACAGUAGUUAUCUUGUUAGAAGGUCCUUUAUAUUUAGUAGGUAUUUCAAAAUUACAUGAAUCUGAAACACAGAUUAAAGCGCAACUUAACAUACUAUAUACUCAAAUAACAACAAUGCUUACACUAGACAAAUUAUUAAAUAUUUUUGUCCAUAAAGAAAAUUUCGACUUAAAAAGACUCCUUGGAAAUACAAAAAUAUUUCUCGAUGCACUUUCUGAUGUAAUCAUUGAAGGAGAACCAUCUAUCUUAUUAAAUGGAUUACAAUGCUUAAGGCUCAGAAGAUCUAUUAGGAUGAAAAUAGACUCUAUUUUAAUUAAAGCAAAGGCAAAAAAAUUAUUAUAUGGAAUAAUUGUAUCAAACUUAUGCAUAAUUAAAUUAUUUUUACUAUUUUCUAUGAUAUUUAAUACCACAUCAUUUAAAGAUGGAACUGAACACUGGAUACCAUUAUGUUUCCCUAAAUUUGAUCCUAAAGGAUUUACAUACUGUUAUAUAACUUUUAUAUCAGAAUCAACUGCAAUUGUAUUAAUUUCAACAGAUAAAAAUACUUUUUUUGAGAUGAGACAAAUGAAACAAAAAAUUAUUAAUGAUUUUAAUGUUCACAAUAUUUUAAACGUAAUAAAAUUUGCAGAGACAUCUUAUACAACAUCUGACACCAAUGCACCUUAUCUCUAUCAUUUUAUAUACAAAUCAAGGGCUGAUGUACAAUUUACUAUGCCACAGUGGGAAACAUCUGAAAAUAUUAUUCAAAAACAAAAAAUAAUGAAAAUUUACCAUAAACUUCAUUCUCUAACUCAGAAAAAAUCAUAUAGCAGACUUCAAUUUAUUUCUACUAAAAACUAUAUAGCAAUUGCAUGGAUAACAUCAAUUUUUGAGUUUUUUACAAUAGCCAAACCAGAGACAACCAAACAACACUUAAUUAAAAAUGUUAAUUCGGUAUUAAAAUGGAUAAAAAAAGAAGAAUACAGAUUGUUUAUUAAAAACGGAGCUACAUUUUAA